GCCGUUGAUCGCUCUGGUCUGUGUGAACGCGGAAGAGCAGAAGCGCGUGACCGUUUAAGCAAUGGCGAUGGACCGGACCGGAUCAUGGAGCUUGUGUCCGGAUUGCUGAGCCGAGUCUGGCUUCUGACGGGACUUUCUGACCUGACGAAUGACAAGAGAAGCAAGAAGAUGGAGGAAAAAGCGUUGGAGGUGUAUGAUGUGAUUCGGACGAUUCGGGAUCCGGAGAAGCCCAACACUCUGGAGGAGCUGGACGUCGUGACGGAGAAGUGUGUGGAGGUGCAGGAGCUCGGGGACGAUGAAUAUCUGAUCAUCAUUAAGUUCUCUCCCACCGUACCGCACUGCUCUCUGGCCACUCUGAUAGGUCUGUGUCUACAAGUCAAGCUUCAGCGCUGCCUGCCGUUCAAACACAAGCUGGAGAUUUACAUAACUGAGGGAACGCACUCGACCGAGGAGGAUAUUAACAAACAGAUCAAUGAUAAGGAGCGUGUGGCGGCCGCCAUGGAGAACCCCAACCUGCGUGAGAUCGUGGAGCAGUGCGUUACUGAACCAGACGACUGAGUUCGGCUCCCACAACACUUUCUACACGUGUUUGCUUUCUCAAACAGGCUGGAAGGAUAAUGUCUGAUGAAACUAAAGCCAAGCAGUCGAUGUGCAGCGCUCGUCUUCAUAACAGCCGCACAGCAGGACUUUUGCCGGCUGCAGACGUCGAGAAGCUGUCUGGAUGAAGGAUGAAGGUCUCUGUCUUUCCGCCUGCUUCCCGUUUGUUUUGAUUCAUUGAAGAACAACAUUCCUCAAGCUGAGGACAAAACAGCAACUUCCUGUUAAACUUCCUGGGUAAAAAAAAAACACAAUAUUGCAUCAGAUCACAAAAGAACACCUUUAAAGGAUAGUUCACCUAACUCUCAUGUCCCCAAACAUCUGACUUUUUGUUUGUGCAACUGUUUCCUUACAGUCAGAGUGGAUUGUAAUAUAAACUGCUCAAAAAUGAUCAUUUAUGAGUGAAAACAGUUGGUCUGUUCGUCACACAAAGCUUCAGAGGACUUGUUGAUAUAGCGCAACAGUGCACUACUUUAUGAUGCUAUAAUGAUGUGUUAUGGUACUUUUGGAGCUCAGCAUCAUCCGUCCUCACUUUCAUUGUGUGGUGAAGAGCAGCUCAGACAUUCUGCCGAAUAUCACAGAUUUUGUUUUCCACAGAAGACAGAAAGUUAUAUGGGUUUGAAAUGACAUGAGGGUCAGACAAAUUUAAACGUUUGGGGAAACAAAAGUAAAUUUUGACUAGUUUUUAAAGAUUUUUUUUUUGUGAUAGACAAUAAUGAGUUUGUAAAUAAUUUGAUUUUGUAAGGGAAAAGUCUAUAUUUGCAGAAUUCAAGAUCUUACAAAUAAAACCCUUCUCGGAGAA
Molecule: messenger RNA, 1399 nt
Organism: Ctenopharyngodon idella (grass carp)
Lineage: Eukaryota; Metazoa; Chordata; Actinopteri; Cypriniformes; Xenocyprididae
Gene: ciao2a
Product: cytosolic iron-sulfur assembly component 2A
Exons: 5
Coding region: 85-558 (157 amino acids)
Source: RefSeq, a predicted model, not a curated record